UCCGUGUAAACAAGACUGACCCGACGGUGCGUCCAGAAAUCAUUUUCUCCCGAUCUGUGCGUAUUAAGAUGAGCAGGUUCCGGUCAGCAGUGCAGAACGGCAGGAGAGCCGGGCUGGAGACAGCAGCGGCCCCGAGGCGGAAGAGGUCCAAGACAGCGGGGAAAGACGAGGAAACCAAAGAUGUGUCCUUGCCUUCUUCAUAUCACACUUUUACUGAGGAUGCUGUUGUGGGAUUUCGUGCUCAACUCCUGAAGUGGUAUGACAAGGAGAAGAGAGAGCUGCCUUGGAGAACACUGGCUAUAAGCGAAUCGGAUGUCAACAUCAGGACAUAUGCAGUGUGGGUUUCAGAAAUCAUGCUGCAGCAAACACAAGUCGCUACAGUUAUCGACUACUACAACAAAUGGAUGAAGAAGUGGCCUACAGUGCAGAAACUUGCAGCAGCAACACUGGAGGAGGUCAACCAGAUGUGGGCUGGCCUUGGCUACUACUCCCGAGGGAAAAGACUACAUGAGGGGGCGCAAAAGGUGGUGUCAGAGCUGAAGGGGCGGAUGCCCCAGACAGUGGACAGCCUGCUUAAAGAGUUGCCCGGAGUAGGACGUUACACUGCUGCAGCUGUAGGCUCCAUUGCACUGGGACAGGUUACAGGAGCUGUGGACGGCAAUGUGAUCCGUGUGUUGUGUCGCAUCAAGGCCAUUGGAGCUGACAGCACAAGUCAUGCAGUGACAGAGGCUCUAUGGAGUUUGGCUAACAUGCUGGUGGACCCAGAGAGGCCGGGAGAUUUUAACCAGGCCAUGAUGGAGCUGGGAGCACAGGUGUGCACUCCUAAAGCACCGCUGUGCAGCCGGUGUCCCGUGCAGUCUCACUGCCACUCUUAUCACAAGGUUCAUGUCAGACAAGAGCAAAUCUCUAAGAAGCUUUUGGGAAAGCUGGACAGAAAGCCACCUGUCCUUCCUGAUAUCGAGGACUGUAUGACCAGUGGAACAUGCCUGCUGUGUCCCGCGGAGCCCUGGGACGAUGCACUUGGUGUGCAGAACUUCCCCAGGAAGCCGGCAAAGAAGCCUCGCAGAGUGGAGCGUUUUCUGACCUGCGUGGUGACGCGGCCUGGAGAGGAGGGAGACCGAUACCUGCUCAUACAAAGACCACACAAAGGCUUGCUGGCAGGACUGUGGGAGUUCCCCAGUGUUCUACUGGAGGAGGAAAGCUCUGUGAUGAAACAGAAGACGGCGCUGUGUGAUGAAAUUAACCGACUACUGGCGACCCAUUUGACUGAAAGUCUCUUGCAGUAUGUGGGAGAAGUACUUCACAUCUUCUCCCACAUUUCUCAGACCAAUGUGGUUUAUAGCAUACACCUGAAGGAGAGCGAAACACAAGCUCAGACCGAAAACGCACAGUGGCUGUCCAAAUCGGCCCUGCAGGAAGCCGCUGUGUCCACAGGACAGAAAAAGAUCUUUAAACUUUAUGACUCUGUGGACAGUCCAAAGGAAAAAGAUGACAAGGGUGGAAAAAAGCUAAAGCGGCCUGCGAUUAAGAGUAACAAGAAACUCCAACCCUCAAAUAACGCUAAAGGGAGCGCUGCAGAUGGUGGGAGCCGGCAGCUCUCACUCAACUCUUUCUUCAGGACUGUGAAAGAGGAAAACUGAUAAGAUCCUCAAAUGACUUGGUGCCGUCUCUUGUUAUCAGUGUUUUAAAGUGUAACUGAUCCAUGAUCCAUGUCUCCUCAAAGAUGGUGUUAUUGUCUUGUCACAUCCCCAGUUUUUUACUGUGUGACAUUUAGGACAUAUACUGUGUAAUUUUUUUUUUGUAUUUUUGUAACGACCUUGUUUUUAUCACUAUAAAUAUGAACUUUGACUCAUUUGA
This is a messenger RNA of Salarias fasciatus (jewelled blenny), 1857 nucleotides long. RefSeq names its product mutY DNA glycosylase (gene mutyh). Gene Ontology annotation, biological process: base-excision repair; mismatch repair. NCBI's taxonomy places the organism in Eukaryota, Metazoa, Chordata, Actinopteri, Blenniiformes, Blenniidae. Gene Ontology annotation, cellular component: nucleus. The record is from RefSeq and is a predicted model, not a curated record. The coding region runs from base 69 to 1640 and encodes 523 amino acids. The transcript has 15 exons. Gene Ontology annotation, molecular function: adenine/guanine mispair binding; purine-specific mismatch base pair DNA N-glycosylase activity; oxidized purine DNA binding.